This is a messenger RNA of Fomitopsis serialis, 2114 nucleotides long. RefSeq lists its product as uncharacterized. The transcript has 2 exons. NCBI's taxonomy places the organism in Eukaryota, Fungi, Basidiomycota, Agaricomycetes, Polyporales, Fomitopsidaceae. The coding region runs from base 17 to 1741 and encodes 574 amino acids. The record is from RefSeq and is a predicted model, not a curated record.
UACUAGUAGGCGCGAGAUGGUAAACACACCUCUCAAUCAUGUGCUCCACAUCCCGACUAUCCUCGAACAAAUCCUUGCGCAUUUCACAACGGACUGGUCCGACGAACCUUUCCUAUGUGUGACACCACAGGUAGCGGCCGAGAGGACCAAUCGAGCGAGAGCACAGCGCAGGAUUUUGACUGGGCUAGUAUGUGUAUGCAAGUCAUUCAUGCGCCCAGCCCUCGAUCUCCUGUGGCAAAAUCUGGAUGAGGGUUUAGUCCGUUUGUUGCGUGUCUUGCCCUCCUUCAAGAAGAUUGGGAGCCACUACAUUGCUGAAGACAUCUCGCCAGAGCAGUGGAGCAGGUUUCAGGAGUACGCAAAGCGCGUACGCCGCCUCAAGUAUCCGGUUUCCGCGAAGUCCUCGAUACACCGGAUGACGUGGGCUAUGCUUGAACGCCAGACUGGCGGACAACCCUUACUGCCCCGUCUACAUACCCUCGUGGUUGCCGGCGUCGACGUCGACGAGCCGGCGGCGCUGAUGCUCCUCCUCUCGCCCUCUGUCCGAAGCCUCCGAACGACAUUCUCAAGUCUCACCACAAUGGCACACUUGAGGCGUUCGAAACCGUGGUCUGAGGCUACAGGUGUCCUCAUACAGCUGAUCGUCGCUGCGGCUCCUGCUCUGUCCUCCGUCUGGAUAGAAAACGGUCUUCCGAAAGAUCUCCCUUCUCGUUACCUAACCCCGUUUGCACGACUCGGGCAGCUUCAGACGCUUGACCUAGUGUACUCUGGGGCUGUUGUCGAUUACAAAACCCUACAGCACAUAUCGCACAUGACGGCUCUCCGAGUCCUUUGCCUACAGAUUUCCUUGGACGGAAUCGCGCCCUCCGACCCUCUCCAGCUGGGUGGGGCGUUCAAUGGUCUCGAGGAGGUCCAGUUCAAUGGUUCUGCCGACGACAUUCAUCGCGUCUUCGAAACCACCCUAUUCCCAAACGUGACAGGGCUCACACUGUGCAUACUAACAGUACCGACAGCGGAGGCCCUCAAGGACUUGCUCGUCGCAGUGUGCGGCAGGAUCUCUAGGUCCAUGUCCGAGACCUAUCUUACCAUCGGUGCUCCGAUGAACUCUCCGCCCGUCUCCUUGGCAGACAUCCUCCAAUCGUACCUCGCAUUCCGCGAAAUGCGCAUACUGCAAAUCGAAUUCAAUGACUAUGCUCCCUCCAUGGACGACCACGACUCCCUCGUGUUCGCAAGCGCAUGGCCUAACCUCGAGUCCUUCCAUUUUGAUUGCCCGACAUCGCAGGCCCGUCGACGUAUAGAGCACCCGAGCUACCCGACCAUCGCCGGGGUGACCGAGUUCGCGCGGCGGUGUCCUCGGCUGGCGAUCCUCACACUGCCCCAUCUGGACGUCAGGACUCUCCCAUCACCACGCUCAGUGCCGCAGAUCGGGCAAGAGUCGUUGCGCCACCUGCAGAUCGAACAGUACCACGGCGGGGAGACAGCGAACCUGCUCGACCUCGCAACCAUCCUCGACACCCUGUUCCCGCGUCUCGGACGGCAGCGCUCUGUCACCAUACGCGAGAGCGUGACAGGUGGUCUCUUCAGAACUGAGAAGGACAGACUCCCUUUCUACAUGACCAACCUGCUGCUUGCAGCGAUUUCGGCGCGCAGAGACCUUGCCGACGGGACGGAGCCUGUGGAUGAUGGGUCUGUCACACUGGCGGAGCACGAGAACGAGGGUGAAGGAAGUGCGCAGGUGCGGUGAUGAUGUUUGCGCAAUGUCUGAUGCAAUAUGCUGACACCUCUUUGAACAGGUCAUCGACGACGACACGUCGGAAAGCGAUUAUUGACCGAAUUUCCGGAGGGUGCUCUUUGUCAACGUGGAACUCAAUGUGCCACAAAAGCUAUGCAUGGGAAAGGACUUGCCGCAGGAAGAAAGCGUCUUGCCCUUGCUCCUCGUUACGAGGUGUCUGUUCACGGGACGUCGGACUAGUAUGCGUUCGACUAUGUUUUGAAGGGUCCCUACAGAACACGGUGAUCAAACUCGUCAGUACAGUGUGCGUCGUAUCAUGAUGAAUACCUUCGCCUCGUGUGUGCAAUGGCUGCUCGAGCGUGCUAACGAGAAGAUUACUUGGUGG